Emericellopsis cladophorae is the source of this 1509-nucleotide messenger RNA. RefSeq lists its product as uncharacterized. The record is from RefSeq and is a predicted model, not a curated record. The transcript has a single exon. The coding region runs from base 1 to 1509 and encodes 502 amino acids. Gene Ontology annotation, molecular function: FAD binding. Lineage: Eukaryota; Fungi; Ascomycota; Sordariomycetes; Hypocreales; Bionectriaceae.
AUGAUCGCCCGCACCACCAAACUCACCGCGGCGCUAUACGCCCUGGGUGGCCUGCUCACUCAGGUCGACGCAUUCUUGGAUGGCUGCGACGCGCUGCGCCUGACUGCCCGUGCCAAGACGUUCGUCCCAGGACAGUCCGUCUAUGACUAUGAGGUUGAGAACUUCUGGUCCAACCACCAGAUCAUGGCACCCGCCUGCGUCUUCCGCCCGACCUCGGCCGAAGAUGUCGCCGCCGCGCUGCUCAUCAACGAGGUCACGACGACCGAGUUCGCGGUGCGCGGGGGAGGCCACAUGGGCAUCCGUGGCGCCAACAGCAUCGACGGUGGACCGCUGAUCGUCAUGAGCAACCUGACCAAACUGGAGGUCGCCGCCGAUCGCAAGACGGUCUGGGUGGGUCCCGGCCUGGACUGGGGCGAGGUCUACAGCUACCUGGGCCAGUUCGGCCUCGCGACCACGGGCGGACGUCUCUCGCCUGUCGGUGUACCUGGACUCCUGCUCGGUGGUGGCAUCAACUUUCACGGCAACCAGCAUGGUUGGUCUGCCGACAAUGUUGUCGAGUACGAGAUUGUCCUGUACACCGGCCAAGUCGUCAAGGUCACCAAGAACGUCCGCUCCGAUCUGUUCUGGGCGCUCAAGGGCGGCAGCAACAACUUUGGCAUCGUCACCGGGUUCCGACUCAACACCUUCCCCUCUGGUGAUGUCUACGCCGGCGUCUACUCCGUGACCGACAUCCCCGCCCUUCUCGAGGCCAUUGCAAACUACUCCGCCUUCAACACGGACCCGCUGUCCCACAUGGUGCCCCAGGUCGUGGCCGUCGACGAGGAGACCACCGUCGGUGCUGUGAUCCUGUACUACGACAGCGACAAGGACCCCGAGCCCGAGUGCUUCCGCCCCUUCUGGGACCUUCCCAACGUCGGCAACACCUUUUCCAAGACGACGCUGUCGCAGUUCGCCGACGAGACGGGCCAGCUGGUCGUCCCUGGCAUCUACGACAUGUUCAUUGCCGGCACGACUGUGGGCAAGACCUACGAUGACCUGCUCGAGGGUGUCCAGGUGUCCUGGGCGGCUUUCGAGGCGGAGCUGCCCAAGCUCUUUGCCAUCCUUCCUCCUGCCGACCGCCAACUCAUCUCCAUGGACUGGCAGCCCCUCGGCGAUCUCUGGCUCGCCGGCUCCCAAAAGGCCAACCCGGCAGGGAACGCCCUCGGCUUCGAGCCCGAGGAGAAGGGCACCUACCUCGCCUGGGCCGAGGUUGUCGAGUGGCGCGGGGAGGAGCACAGCGAGGCUGUGUACGACUGGAUCAAGACGACCACCUGGAAGAUUGCCAACGCCACCCAAGCGGCCGGUGUCUACGACGCCUUCAACUACAUGGGUGACUCGGCCGGCUUCCAGGAGGUCUAUGACGGCUAUGGCGAGGCCAACAAGAAGAAGCUGCUGUCCAUCUCGCGCAAGUACGACCCGCUGCGACUCUUGCAGCGGCUGUGGCCCGGUGGCUUCAAGCUUGGGCUGUAA